Molecule: messenger RNA, 645 nt
Organism: Striga hermonthica
Lineage: Eukaryota; Viridiplantae; Streptophyta; Magnoliopsida; Lamiales; Orobanchaceae
Source: the annotation of a GenBank genome assembly
AUGGCCACAGGCACGAUGGGCACAAUUGUCGAUGCUGCUAACAAGGAAGUAAAUGGAAGUACACCCAAAGGCAAGAAGGUGACCGUUGUUUUUGUUCUAGGUGGGCCAGGUAGUGGUAAGGGCACUCAGUGUGCAAACAUUGUCGAAAAUUUCGGUUAUACUCAUCUCAGUGCUGGUGAUCUUCUCCGAGCAGAGAUAAAAUCCGGUUCUGAAAAUGGGACAAUGAUUCAGAACAUGAUUAAGGAGGGAAAAAUUGUGCCUUCGGAGGUAACAAUUAAGCUUCUCCAACGAGCAAUCGAGGAAAACAGCAACGACAAGUUUCUGAUUGACGGCUUUCCUCGCAAUGAGGAAAAUCGUGCAGCAUUUGAAUCUGUAACUGGGAUUGAGCCAGAAUUUGUACUCUUCUUCGAUUGUCCAGAGGAGGAAAUGGAGAGGCGCCUGUUGAGUAGGAACCAAGGUAGAGAAGACGAUAACAUAGAGACAAUUAGGAAGAGAUUUAAGGUGUACAUGGAUUCGAGUCUUCGGGUGAUUGAAUAUUACAAUACUAAAGGGAAAGUUCGCAAGAUUAAUGCUGCUAGACCGGUUAAUCAAGUUUUUGAGGCUGUCAAAGCAGUUUUCACCACCCCACCUGUUGAAAAGGCUUGA